AUGACGUCCAAGACUUACAAUGUCGGCAUCGUCGGCUACGGCUUCAGCGCCAAGAUCUUCCACAUUCCCUUCGUCAACCAGAUCCCUGAGCUGAAGCUCUAUGCGAUCGUGCAACGGACCCCGAAGCCCGAUGACGAUGCGGAGAAGGAUCACCCGGGUGUCAAGUCCUUCCGCACCACCGAUGAGCUGUUCCAGGACUCCGCAGUUGAUAUCGUCAUCAUCACCACCGCUCCCGACUCCCACUUUGCUCUGUGCAAGGCGGCACUGGAGGCUGGCAAGCACGUCGUUUGCGAGAAGCCGUUCACCCCCACUUUCAAGGAGGCCGACGAGCUGGUUGCUAUUGCGAAGAAGAACAACAAGCAGCUCGCCGUCUACCAGAACCGUCGCUGGGAUGCUGACUUCGUGACCCUCUCGAAGCUGGUGAAGAACGGAUCGCUCGGCCGUAUCUCCGAAUUUGAAACCCACUUCGACCGCCAUCGCCCUGAGGAACCCUCCGCCGAUGCUCACAAAUGGAAGAACAAGGUCAUUCCGGGCGGCUCUGCUAUCUAUGACCUGGGCACCCACCUCUUGGACCAGGCUGUGCAUCUGCUGGGUCUGCCCAAGCGGGUCACUGCCUUCAUCGGCUCCGCGCGGGCCGUCAACAGCUCUGGCUUCGAGGACUCCUUCACGGUGCUGCUGCAUUACGCCAACGGUACCAUGGUCACCGCCAAGGCGACCGUUGUCAGCCCUGAGGAUGAGCAGCUGCGCUUCUGGGUGCGAGGUGACAAGGGUAGCUUCAAGAAGUUCCACCUCGAUAUUCAAGAAGACCAGCUUAAGGCGGGCAUCAUGCCCCAGGACAACGGCUACGGCCGCGAGCCAAGCGAGCGCUAUGGCACCCUAACCACCAUCCAGGGUGACAAGCCCGUUAAGGAGAUCGUCCCCACCGUCGAGCCUCCCACUUACACUGAGUACUACCGCAAGUUGGUGCGCGCCCUCGGCGGCGAGGGUGACCUGCCUGCCAGCGGCGCCGAGGCCGCUCAGGUCAUUCGGCUGAUCGAGCUGGCUCGCGAGAGCUCUGCCACCGGCCGCACCCUGGACGUUUAA
Messenger RNA from Penicillium macrosclerotiorum, 1083 nucleotides. RefSeq names its product putative NAD binding Rossmann fold oxidoreductase. NCBI's taxonomy places the organism in Eukaryota, Fungi, Ascomycota, Eurotiomycetes, Eurotiales, Aspergillaceae. The record is from RefSeq and is a predicted model, not a curated record. Gene Ontology annotation, molecular function: nucleotide binding. The coding region runs from base 1 to 1083 and encodes 360 amino acids. The transcript has 4 exons.